GCACUGGCUGCCAGAAGGCAUGCUAUACUAUUUAGUCGCUCGUCAAAACACAUACCGUGUGCGCGUGUUUCUGUGAAUCCAACGAGUGCAUUUAUUUAUGUGCAUUACAAUUGCAUUAUUUACGAUUUUAUUAAGUAGUUACAUUUUACACAACCGCGAAGUUUCGGUCAGAUAUUUUGAUGAUGCCAAAUAUUCUAUAGUCUCCGGAAGUGUUUGGUAUCAAUAAUAAAGUUUAAAACUGAAAUAAUAAUUUGAUGAUGUCAGCUCUAACCAUGACCACGACGCUCACUAACGGGCACCACAACGGAAAACUGGAGAAUGGACACAACGGCUUCAGGAAAAAUGGUUUCGUCAAAUUACAAUCACAGGAUCACAGUUCACUUCGAUAUGCGGCGCCCUUCAGCACAGACCCCAUCGCCGUAGCGGAGCGGGAGAGGAUAUCGUACGGGCGCAUCCCCCGAGCGGUCGCGCUGGCCGGCACCGCGCCGCGCAAGAUCAGGGUGUACGCUGACGGCAUAUAUGACAUGUUCCACCAGGGACACGCGAGACAGUUGCAGCAGGCGAAAACAGUAUUCGACAAUGUAUAUCUAAUAGUAGGAGUGUGCAGUGAUGCGCUGACGCACAGUCGAAAGGGGCGGACGGUGAUGACUGAGGAGGAAAGGUACGAGGCCGUCAGACACUGCAGAUACGUCGACGAGAUCGUGUGCGACGCGCCGUGGGAAUACGAUGAGGAGUUUCUGGAGAAGCACAAGAUAGACUUCGUGGCGCACGACGACAUACCCUACACCACCGAGGACUGCGAGGACCUGUACGCCAUGAUCAAGGCCAAGGACAUGUUCGUCGCCACAGAGAGGACGGAAGGUGUAUCGACGUCGGACAUAGUGGCGCGGAUAGUUCGCGACUACGACAUAUACGUGCGGCGGAACCUUGCGCGGGGGUACUCCGCCAAGGAGCUCAAUGUCUCCUUCCUCAGCGAGAAGAAGUUCCGAUUGCAGAACAAGAUGGACGAGCUCAAGGAUAAGGGGAAGAAGGUGAUGACGAACAUCGGCGAGAAGCGCGUGGACAUACUGACGAAGUGGGAGGAGAAAUCGCGCGAGCUGAUCGACGCGUUCCUGCUGCUGUUCGGCCCCGACGGCCGCCUGUCCAGCAUCUGGCACGAGGGCAAGGGCCGGCUCAUGCAGGCGCUCUCCCAGCCCCCCUCGCCCCGCUCCUCCCCGCCCCCCAGCGAGAACGGCGACGCCACGCCCGAUCACAGGGGCUCGGUGUCGCCGCCUCCCACCAAGACGCGGCGGUGUGACACGCUAUGGGAGUCGCAAGCAGAUGCAUCGAGCUCUGAAUGUGUUGGGGAGUCGGAAGAGGCCGUACAGCGCGAGCUGACAGACGACGGCUCAGACAGCGACGAGGAGUACCAAGAUACCAGCCAAUAUCUAUAGAAGUAGAAUAUUAUAGUAAUUUGGAAAUGUAACAUAGUAUUUUUAUACGAUGUACAACGUCCAUAACACAUCGAAUGUUACCGGUAUGGUACGUUGCGGGACAGACAUACAAUAGGUGUUAUGUUGUUGUAUAUUAUUAUUUAAAACGUAUGAAUGUCUAUUGUCUAGGCUCUCGAUUGUCUGGUGACUGAAUACAGCGGAAUGAAUGUAUUUAAUCCUAUUAGUUUAAUUAUGAUAUUAUUUAUGUUUCUUUUGUGUAAAAUUUAUCUCAUAGUGAAUAUAUGCAGAAGUUCUGCAGAUUUCUUUAGCACCUCUGCUGUAACAGGUGUAAAAUUGUCACAGAAGUUUGUAUAGUACUUUUAUGAAGUAAAUUAAAGUGCUUAUCAAUU
This is a messenger RNA of Aricia agestis (brown argus), 1822 nucleotides long. RefSeq names its product choline-phosphate cytidylyltransferase B-like. Gene Ontology annotation, molecular function: choline-phosphate cytidylyltransferase activity; phosphatidylcholine binding. The coding region runs from base 255 to 1433 and encodes 392 amino acids. The transcript has 8 exons. NCBI's taxonomy places the organism in Eukaryota, Metazoa, Arthropoda, Insecta, Lepidoptera, Lycaenidae. The record is from RefSeq and is a predicted model, not a curated record. Gene Ontology annotation, biological process: CDP-choline pathway.